Microdochium trichocladiopsis is the source of this 1947-nucleotide messenger RNA. RefSeq names its product Cys/Met metabolism PLP-dependent enzyme. Gene Ontology annotation, biological process: transsulfuration. The record is from RefSeq and is a predicted model, not a curated record. The transcript has a single exon. Bases 353 to 1606 code for a protein of 417 amino acids. Gene Ontology annotation, cellular component: cytoplasm. Gene Ontology annotation, molecular function: pyridoxal phosphate binding; cystathionine gamma-lyase activity. NCBI's taxonomy places the organism in Eukaryota, Fungi, Ascomycota, Sordariomycetes, Xylariales, Microdochiaceae.
UUUACAUAACACUCGGCCAGUCAAAGUAUUUUUUUUGCACCUUGCCCGGACCUCUCCAGCGGAUCCAUUCCAGGGCCGUGGCAGAGUUGGCACUCACUUAUCUUGCAACAUCUGCCUGUCUCAAUACGACAUCAACAACAGCCCUUGCGUCCGCCAGCUACAUAAAGACCAAGGCACCCCGCAUCACACCGAUCCGGCCCGGCUUGCUCCUUUCCCUCGAGUCAAGCCUCUUCACUCCAAAUACUCCUAGUCGCUCAACCGGCUCUUCGACAGGUCAAUCGCCCUGUCCCUCGACAGAACAAACCAUCACCAGUGUUAUAGCCACAGACACACACACAUCCAACAGCAGACAAUGUCUCCCGCUGCCAUUGCCGACUCGGGGUCCGUCGUGACCCCGCCCCGUGCCCCCUCGCCCGUCCACGGCUUUGGCACCCUCGCCGUCCACGCCGGCGCCCCUCACGACCCCGUCACCGGUGCCGUCAUUGAGCCAAUCUCCCUGUCGACCACCUUCAAGCAGUCGAACGUCGGCCAGCCCGUCGGCGAGUACGAGUACUCACGCUCGUCCAACCCCAACCGCGACAACUUCCAGGCUGCCGUGGCCGCCCUCGAGCACGCCAAGCACGCCCUCGCCUUUGCCAGCGGCAGUGCCGCCACGGCCACCAUUCUCCAGAGUCUUGCCAGCGGCUCCCACGUCAUCAGCGUCAGCGACGUCUACGGCGGCACCCACCGCUACUUCACCCAGGUCGCCAAGGCCCACGGCGUCAAUGUCACCUUCACCCCGCAGAUCGAAAUUGAUAUUGCCGAGCACAUCCGCGAAAACACCCGCCUCAUCUGGAUCGAGUCUCCCAGCAACCCGACCCUGCGCCUCGUCGACAUCCGCGCCGUCGCCACCGCUGCCCACGCCCGCGGCGUCCUUGUCGUUGUCGACAACACCUUCCUCAGCCCCUACGUCCAGAACCCUCUCGACCAUGGCGCCGACAUUGUCGUCCACUCGGUCACAAAGUACAUCAAUGGCCACAGCGACGUCGUCAUGGGCCUCGCCGCCUGCAACUCGGAUGAGCUUCGCAACCGCCUCGCCUUCCUUCAGAACGCCGGCGGUGCUGUCCCCUCGGCCUUUGACUCGUGGCUCGCCCACCGCGGCGUCAAGACGCUGCACCUGCGCGUCAGGCAGUCCACCAUCAACGCUACCGCCGUCGCCAAGGCCCUCGAGGCCAGCCCGCACGUCAUCAGCGUCAAUUACCCCGGUCUCGACUCGCACCCGCAGCGCCACAUCGCGCUCAAGCAGCACCGCGACGGCAUGGGUGGCGGCAUGCUGUCCUUCCGCAUCAAGGGGGGUCGGGAGGCUGCCGAGCGCUUCUGCCGGUCCACCAAGAUCUACACUCUCGCCGAAUCUCUUGGCGGUAUCGAGUCUCUUGUCGAGCUCCCCAGUGCCAUGACCCACGCUGGUAUCCCCCAGGCUGAUCGUGAGGCUGUUGGUGUCUUUGACGACCUUGUCCGGAUAAGCAGCGGUAUCGAGGAGCCCGAGGAUCUCGUCCGCGAUGUUGAGCAGGCUCUGCUCGCGGCCGUCACCGGCGCCAAGGAGAACGGCACAAACGGCACCCACUAAGUUUUUGGUGUCGAGAUUUAAUACAGGACGAAAAGCAACGGGUGGGUGAUUAUAGAAAGUAGCGGGAAAAGCAUCAUCGAGCGAGAUAUCUAUAGACAUGGUUCAAACAUAUCCAUGUUGGCGUUAUGGGUUUUGCUUUCUGAGGGGUAUUAUGGCAGGGACGUUGAGAGGCAAAUCAUGCAGUCACGGCCUACGAUAUAUAUGCCUGCGAUUCUGAUUUCUCUGGGGGGUAUGGCCAAAGGAUAGAACGAAUUUUAUGACACCACUACCACGCGCCAGUGGAUGGCGCAUGCACACAACACGUACCCUAUUUGCGAAUUUAAAAGUGACUGAUAAGUGAG